AUGAAAGAUUUGGGGCCAUUGAAGUAUUUCUUGGGGAUAGAAGUUCUCAAAUCGAGGAAGGGAAUUUUUUUUAAUCAGAAGAAAUAUGUGUUGGAUCUGCUAGCCGAAGUUGGGAUGAUAGAUUGCAAGCCAGCCGACACUCCAAUGAUCCAAAAUCAUGGACUGCAGAUGAAUGAAGGGGCAAAGCAGACCGACAGAUGGAAGUACCAACGAUUGGUUGGGAGGUUGAUUUAUCUAUCACAUACAAGACCAGACAUUGCCUAUGCUGUGGGGGUGAUACAAGGAUUUACUGAUGCUGAUUGGGCCGGAAACCCAAAUGAUAGGAAGUCUACCGAGGGUUACUUUACUUUUGUAGGAGGAAACCUUGUAACAUGGAGAAGCAAGAAACAAAAGGUAGUUGCACUGUCCAGUGCAGAAGCCGAGUUUCGAGGAAUUAAGAGUGGACUAACUGAACUCCUGUGGCUACGGAAGCUUACGAGGGAAUUGGAGAUGUUUUCGUCUCAAACAUGCAAGUUGUUAUGUGAUAAUAAGGCAGCCAUAAGUAUUUCAGAGAACCCGGUUUAA
Salvia splendens (bonfire salvia) is the source of this 564-nucleotide messenger RNA. RefSeq lists its product as uncharacterized. Bases 1 to 564 code for a protein of 187 amino acids. NCBI's taxonomy places the organism in Eukaryota, Viridiplantae, Streptophyta, Magnoliopsida, Lamiales, Lamiaceae. The transcript has 2 exons. The record is from RefSeq and is a predicted model, not a curated record.